UACCUUUGUACUAUUCUAGCCUUUUUCAAGGAAAAGCGAAUCUUGCUUUCAGGGAAAAAGACAUUUCUGGGAUACCCCUCUAUUAAGCUAUUUGGUUAUCGGGUUAACGGUUUCGGAAUAAGUAUAACCGAGGAAUAUAUAGCCGCAAUAAAA
Messenger RNA from Hyaloscypha bicolor E, 153 nucleotides. RefSeq lists its product as uncharacterized. The transcript has a single exon. The record is from RefSeq and is a predicted model, not a curated record. NCBI's taxonomy places the organism in Eukaryota, Fungi, Ascomycota, Leotiomycetes, Helotiales, Hyaloscyphaceae. The annotation marks the transcript as partial.